Messenger RNA from Peronospora matthiolae, 1176 nucleotides. NCBI's taxonomy places the organism in Eukaryota, Oomycota, Peronosporomycetes, Peronosporales, Peronosporaceae. The record is from the annotation of a GenBank genome assembly.
AUGGGAAUCAAAGGCCUCAUGAAACUGCUGCAAGAGGAAGCCCCGUCCUGCAUCAAAGAGGUGGAAAAGAUGUCGGCCCUAGCAGGUCACACCGUGGCCAUUGAUGCCAGUAUGGCCUUGUACCAGUUCCUCAUUGCCAUUCGAUCUGCAGAUGGCAGUGGAGGGGCUGCCCAAGCCUUGACAAAUGCGGAUGGAGAAGUGACGUCUCACUUGCAAGGGAUGUUCAGUCGGACGGUCCGGAUGAUGGAGAACGGACUCAAGCCCUUGUACGUCUUUGACGGAAAGCCGCCCGUGAUGAAAAGCGGCGAGUUGGCGAAACGAAGUGACCGGCGAGUCGAGGCGCAAAAAGCGCUGGAAGAAGCGACGGAAAAGGGAAUGACGGAAGAUAUUGACCGCUUCAACAAGCGGUUGGUGCGGGCUACACCCCAACAUAAUGAAGACUGCAAGGAGCUGCUUCGACUCAUGGGGGUGCCGCACCUUACAGCUCCAUGUGAAGCUGAAGCUUCUUGUGCGGCGUUGGCCAAGGGCGGACGAGUAUAUGCAGCUGGAACGGAAGACAUGGAUGCCUUGACAUUUGGGGUCCCUGUGCUGUACCGUCGUCUGACGGUAUCACCGGCCAAGAAGGUGCCGAUCUUGGAGAUUCGGCUCGAACGAGCGCUGCAGGAGAUGGGACUGAGUCACGACCAGUUUGUCGACUUGUGCAUCUUGUGUGGGUGUGACUAUUGUGACUCGAUUCGAGGCGUUGGGCCUAAGAAAGCAUAUGCGGGGAUCAAGGAGCACAAGAGCAUUGAGAACUUUGUCGAGGCACUGCAGAAAAGCAAGAGUAAAGGGGUCGUCAUCCCCGAGGAGUGGCUGGGAGGCAACCCGAUCUACAAGAAUGCCCGCGAGAUGUUUCUCCAGCCAGAGGUCGUGAAUGCCGAAGAAGCAGAGAUCAAGUGGCGUGAUCCACAAGAGACAGAGCUGCUCGACUUCUUGGUCAAGAAACACGGGUUUCAGGAAGACCGCGUGCUGGCUGCCAUCACGCGACUGAAAAGGUCCAAGAGCACGCAGUCUCAGAAACGUCUUGAUAGUUUCUUCACGGUGCUGCCGAGUGCUGGGAAAACCGCGAAGAAGCGUACAGCUUCUGUCGCGGCGAAAAAAGGCAAAAAAGCUCCUGCCAAGCGAGGCAAGCAAUAA